AUGACAGUCCCGUCUGGAAUGUUAAUCCCCGUCUGGAAUGUUGAUCAGUCUGUGCGGACUACCAGCGGCCUUGUUCUAGGCCAUUCUGUGCGGCAAAAGCCUCCGACAUCUCCGAGGUCCUACAUGUAUCCAGCCACCAUCAGCACCCCCAAGCAACAAUACCGGCAGUCCACCGCCCCAGAACCUUCGUAUUCCCCCUCCCUUGCCGCGGCCUUCGCAAGCGAGGUAUACCCAGCUAGUGAGCAUCUUUUGACCUUGAACGUCUGGACAAAGCCGCAGACAGGCAAGGCGAAUUACUAG
Molecule: messenger RNA, 300 nt
Organism: Penicillium verrucosum
Lineage: Eukaryota; Fungi; Ascomycota; Eurotiomycetes; Eurotiales; Aspergillaceae
Exons: 2
Coding region: 1-300 (99 amino acids)
Source: RefSeq, a predicted model, not a curated record